ACGUUGUACCUGCUAAUUUGCCUUCCUGGUUUCGUAUUUCAAUUUAUACCUUACAUGCAGAAAUACAAGAUACAAAAGAAACCCGAGGGAUUUGAGUCGCAGUGGAAGUGUUUCAAGUUGCUUAUGUUCAAUCACUUUGUCAUCCAAAUGCCCCUGAUAUUCGCUACUCAUUUGUACACCAAAAUAUUUAACAUCGGCUACGAUUACGAGUCAAUGCCAACAUGGUAUUCUCUCCUGCUCCAGCUUUAUGCGUGUCUUAUUCUGGAGGACACGUGGCACUAUUUUCUCCAUCGCGCGCUCCAUCAUAAGUCGAUUUAUAAAUACGUGCACAAGGUUCAUCACAACUUUCAGGCUCCAUUUGGUAUGGUCGCCGAGUGUGUACAUCCUGUCGAGACUGUGGUUCUUGGGUUUGGCUUUUUCAUCGGGCCUCUGAUGUUCUGCACUCAUUUAAUCUUACUGUGGACGUGGGUUGCAGUUCGUCUGCUCGAAACGAUCGAUGUGCACAGUGGCUACAAUUUUAAAUGGAAUCCUCUCCAUUUACUGCCAUUCUAUGGAGGAGCAGAAGUCCACGACUUUCAUCACAUGAACUUCCAUGGCAACUACGCGCCAACAUUUACGUGGUGGGACAAAAUCUGCGGUACAGACGUGCAGUACAAGGAGUACAAGAAGAAACUAGCUGAUGAAAAACAAAAUUAAACAACAUUUGUCCGCCAACUGUAAUGAGUGUCAACAAGAAUAAAUAUGUGCUUUGAUUUGUAAUAUUAUGGAAUUCAUAACUGUUUGAAUAAAGAUUAUGCACAUAACUUCUGAACUUUCACUAAUGUACCUUGCAAUAAUUUGUGUGCAGUCUUGCAAUUCUGGCUACACUUUGGUGUAACUACAGUAAUGGCAAACUUAUAAUUGUUUAGAAAAUCUAUACUUUUGAUAUCGGUCUUGAACUGUAGGUUAGUUUCUUGGAAUCUAGAUUAAUAUUUUUGUUUCAUGUUUUAAAAACGAAAUACUAUACGUAUGGUAGGCCUAAUCAUAUGUUAUUAGUGUGAUAUGAAUUACGUACCUUUGAUAUUUAAUUAGUGUUUAAACAUGAAGAGAGAUAAUUAUAUACAGUACAGUAAUAUAUUUUCCUUAAUGGUUAAAAUAAACAACAGAUAAACUAAUUGGAUAGGCCUAAUGUAGCACACGUUUCGAUAAUUUUAUAAUGUACUGUAUGCAUUUUCGAUGUACAUAAAAUGAAUUUGAGAUUAAAUGAUAUUUGAUCAAAAUAAACAAUUCUGACAUCAGA
Molecule: messenger RNA, 1279 nt
Organism: Anneissia japonica
Lineage: Eukaryota; Metazoa; Echinodermata; Crinoidea; Comatulida; Comatulidae
Product: methylsterol monooxygenase 1-like
Biological process (GO): sterol biosynthetic process
Molecular function (GO): iron ion binding; C-4 methylsterol oxidase activity
Source: RefSeq, a predicted model, not a curated record